CUUGGACUGGGUAGCAGACUACUAUCCCAGAGCACCUCGCUCAUGGGUGGGUGCUGUUACUGUUGGCUGGCUGGCUGGCUCUCCGUUCGCAAGUCGCGACGGUCUCAGUUCAGUCAGUCAGUCAGUCGUGUAGUUCAUCGAGCAACCUGUGGACGUGUUUUCGGAUACGCUGCUGCCGAUAGAGGCAUUCAAUCUGUAAGGCCUUAGGUGUGUUGUGUUGUGUGUUGUAGUGCUUGCCCCAUUGCUGGGCGUUGGCGAUACAAACUCGACGGGCGUGUGUAGUGACCGACAUUCGCGUGAGGCAGAGGACUGAAAAAGGAUCGCGUACCCUUCGAAUAAAUUCCGCGUAUCGUUCGUUGGCAAAUCGACGCAAACGCUUAUCAUCGACAGUGUGAUAGAUAACCGAAUAAAUUUGUGAUAAGAGUACUCAGGUGAAAUAACGAAAAUCGAUUAACCUGAGCUGAAUCAGUGCCUCAAACAAGUGCUUGUUAGUGCCAAAAGGUUUCCACGCUACGACAAAUAAUUGUGCAACCUUAGCAUGGGAAAAAGUUUGGGAAAAUAUAAUCCCAUUAUGCGUAUAGAGUAGUUUUUGUAAGUGCACGUGAAAAAUGCUGAAGAAAAGUGAAUGGAAAGGUCAAUAAAAUUCCGUUAUACAAACGCUGAACAAAGCUACAUAAAAUAGUCUCCAUCCGAGAGCCCCGAGUGGCGUUGAUUCGAACCAUAUUCAACCGGACCACUCUGGAUCGUACCGCUACAAAAGUGAUUACUCAUCGAUCUGCAGAACGGAGCUGCGGUAGCCAAUUCAUGAAUGAGUAACAGUUACCUAGAAGUCAACCUCAAUUAGUGCACACACAUACUGGUAGCACCGUCAUUUGCCUGUGAUGUUCAGUGUUCAGUGCCAUAUAAUGUGACUGUGAAAUUGGAAGCGGUAUUCGAGUGAGGCGCGUCACUUACGGUGCUGGUGUGCAAGGUGUUGGUGACUAAUAGUCAUACCUUCAUCAACAUCGAAAAAUAUUCAGCUGCAGUAACCUGCUGCUAGUAGACGUAGUAAAUCGAAGCUCCCAACGUCAUCAAUACCAUUUUUUCAACAAAGGAUAUCGUUUGAUGCAAGAAAGAAGAUCUCACCUUGAGAGUACGUAGAGACAGUAGUACUGGUGUUGAUGUUUUGGUGGUGUGAAGAGUGUUAUUUAACGCAGUUUUAUACUAACCUGAAUGAAAACGAGUAGAGCGGUGUUAAAAUCAAUAAUCAUUUCACUGCCACCACCAGCAGCCGCGGAUAUAGUGUAAUUACUGCAACGCCUGAUGCAUUGCCCGGCUGUAGGAGGCUUCGAGUGUUUACAAUAUGGCUGUGGAGAUUAACGUACGGAAAAUACAGCAAACUAGCACAGUGAGACCCGGUAGAACAAGUUUCAAUAGUGUACGGAGAAAAAGUGUUCAUCUGAGUGCUAUCCACGGUUUGCUGGGGCUUGUCACAAUAUUCUUGCUUUGCUGCAGCAAAGUGGACGGACAGUACCACACUACGCGUGACCCCCGAUGGUACUCACGAGAGGGAGAUUACAGCUACCAUUUACCGAAUCCCGGUGAUCCCGAUUAUAGGAAUAUUUUUGGAAUUAGCUAUGGAACCUACACGUACAACAAUCGUCGAUACGGAUACUACCAACCCAAUGGAUACGGUCAACAAUAUCCCGGCCAAAACCUUCCGGGCCAGUACCCUCAGAACACAGGUCUCGGAGAGGAUCGAUUCAAAUUUGACCCGACCAACCCAAACAACGUGCAGACACCGUUCCCCGGUGUUCUCGGCGGAUGGCGGGAAGAUUUGCAGGGUAAGCUACGGCGAGACUCGCUGCAACUGGACCGCGACGUGUUCGUGACCACCAACUAUGGCCAGGUGCAGGGCUUCAAGGUUCAUCUUUUCGAUGAUCCCAAUCCGAAAUCAUUCUAUCGGCCGUGGCACAGUCCGGUGGACCGGAUUAUGGGAACCUGCUCGACCUUCCUGGGGAUCCCGUACGCACUGCCGCCUACCUUUGAAGGUAGAUUCAAACCACCACGGCAGCAUCGCGGCUGGCAGCUGCUGCAGGCCGUAGAUUACGGCCCUGCCUGCCCGCAACCAGUGCAGUAUACCGGUGCGACAAAGGGAAUUCGCGAUAUGGACGAAGAUUGUCUGUAUUUAAAUGUGUUCUCGCCAAAUACCCAAUCUGGCGUAGCUCAAAAAUAUCCGGUGAUGAUUUACAUCCACGGAGGCGAAUUCGUCCGCGGAGCAUCAAACACAUUUCCGGGCCACAUGCUGGCAGCAUUCUACGAAGUGGUAGUUGUAACCUUCAACUAUCGGCUCGGUGCACUAGGGUUCCUCUCAACCGGAGAUGAAAACUCACCCGGGAAUUACGGUAUUCUGGAUCAAAUUAUGGCCGUUCGGUGGGUGUACGACAAUAUAGAAGCGUUUAACGGGGAUCGUGAAUCAAUAACCCUAUUCGGACCGGGAGCUGGUGCUGCUUCUGCCGGUUUACUCAUGGUGGCUCCACAAACCAAGGACAUCGUUACUCGUGUUAUAGCGCAGUCCGGGUCGGCAGUCGCAGACUGGGCACUUAUUGUGGAUAAAUAUCGUGCACAAAAUACCAGCAGAGUGUUCGGUCAGCUGGUUGGUUGUUCGAUAGAGACCUCCUGGAAGCUGGUAAAUUGUAUGCGGCAAGGAAGGAGUUUCUAUGAACUUGGCAAUGCGGAGUUCGCUCCGCAUGUCGGCCUGUUUCCCUGGGGACCGGUGUUGGAUAUUAAUUUCACUUUCCCAGGAGAUGAGUGGUAUGAGGGUUGGAGAGAACGAGAUUGGCAUUUUCUGUCGGAAACACCCGAAGAUCUCAUACGCAGAGGACACUACAACAGAGGACUUCACUACAUGAGUGGUGUAACACUGCAAGAGGCCGCUUUUGUGAUAUCUCAAAAUGAGAGUCUAGCUCCAUACUACGAAAUAGAUGAGAAGUUUUUCAAGCAAAAGGUGUGGGAAUUGGUCUACAGGUAUAACUACACGCUCAAUCUUAAUGGAACCUACGAAGCCAUCAAGUAUAUGUACACGUACUGGCCGGAUCCAAAAAAUACUACGUUUAUUCGAGAGCAAUAUAUUAAUCUAUUGUCGGACUUUCUGUAUCGAGCGCCUGCGGACAAGAUGAGUAAGCUUCUCUUAGAGCGUCGUGUUCCAGUCUAUAGCUACGUCAUGAAUACUACCAUAGAAGGACUGAAAUUACCGUACUGGCGAAAAGUUCCCCACGAUAUAGAACAUUAUCUUCUAACGGGUGCACCUUUUAUGGAUGUUGAAUUUUUCCCCCGAAAAGCUCGCCUGGACCGACUCAUGUGGACUGACAACGACCGAAAUAUGAGUCACUUCUUCAUGAAAACGUAUUCAGAUUUUGCACGGUAUGGAAAUCCAACUCCGCAGCGCGUAUUAGGACUCCACUUCGAGAAAGCUAUCAACGGAGAGUUGCGUUAUUUGAAUCUAAACACAACCUAUAAUUCGUCAAUAAUGAUGAACUUUAGACAAACGGAGAGCGCAUUUUGGACUCAGUAUAUACCGGCAGUGGUUGGUGUUCUAGUGCCGACAUAUCCGCCGUCGACGGAGUUCUGGUGGGAACCGAAGGAACCAUUACAGAUAGCCUUCUGGAGUAUGUCCGCUGCGUGUAUGUUGCUCAUAGUGAUUGUAGUCAUUUGUUGUAUACUGUGGAGAAAUGCAAAGAGACAAUCCGACCGCUUUUAUGAUGAAGGAGUAUUCGUUGUGGAUAAUCCAGAAUCCGAGAGAGAUAUCGGCAUCGACAAUAACGUUCUGCAGGCACAACCACUGCGCACCCGAGACAACAUUUACGAGUUCCGCGAUUCUCCAACGAAAUACAGCAAGCAUCCACCCACCGAUGCUACUUCAAUCCGAUCGCCCAGUUCGCUAGCAAUGACUCAAACCACCGGAAAGUCCAUCUCAGGUAGUCAAAGCUCUUUGCGCAGCGCCAUUUCGCUGAAGGAAUCCACAACCGUAAGUCCCACUCCGCGAAGCGAGUCAAACUUUGAUCGCAACAUAAAGUACGCCGAGCGCGGAGUGGAUACAGAAAUAAGCAAAAAUGGUAAAUUUCCACGAUCGGAUUCCAAAAAUGUACUGGGUGAUAACAAAUCGCGAGAGUUUACCACCAGCACACCAGUAGACGGCAUUCCAAGAUCUCAACAGCCGACGCCGCAGCCACAACCGGCAGCCCGAGGAGGUCGCACCGCCGGCUAUGACCGCAGCAAUAAUGCAAGUCGCACGAAUUUAAUAGAAGGAAUACCGCAAACCGAAGUUUAACCUUAUUUUAACUUAGUGAUAGAUUAGAUUUUUUGUUCACUUUAGUUUAAUUAGAAUUUGUAACGAAUUUUGUUACGAAAUGCCACACAUCCCCAUCACAAUCGGAUAAAAUCAACCUUAAUCAGAGGUCAAUAGGAGUAUUUACCCAGUAUAGUUAUCGCUAAGACAAUCGAAGCCGUACUAUAAAGAAAUAAUUGUAGAAUCUACAAUAGAUUGGAAGUUAGCAUAUAUGAAAAAAGUUAGCACCAAGUGCCUUACCUUGAAAGUAACUAUUGGGAACCACACAAACUAGAUCGUAACUUGUAUUGAGCAAAUGACUCGCAAACUAAUGCAGCUAAAUAGUUUGGAGUUGUACACGUACUGAAUUCUAUGCUAAGGGUUAACAUUAAGUUAAUGUUUUUUGUUGUGUGUACAUAACUGUACUGUGAAUGUCCACGUGUCAGUGUAUCCGUCCAAUUCCGUUUUAGUGUACCAUGUCAACGUGUUUUAUUUCUGUUGCAUUCUAGUUUAAUUUACAUUUAAUUUUUUUAAUGUCUCAACACUUAGUUAUAAGUACUUACUAUGUCUUUAUGUUCUAUCUCCCUAGCGAGACGAGCCGAUCAAAGCAAUUUUAGGCCACCCUGUGCAAAUAUUGAUUUACUUUUAUUAACACACCUGGUUGUUAUUACUGUGUAUAUGUACUGUCUUCCAGCAAUCACUGAAUAGGUAUCCUGCAUCUAUGUUCCAUCAAUUAUCAGUUCUGUGUUCAAAGCUGAAUCAAUUUCUUACCUGAUUCAUGUAAUUAGUAUUAUCUUGAAUGUUUAAUGUGUUAAUAAAGUAAAACACAAUCGAAUUUUUCAUUUAGCUUAUUUUUCCUCCAAUCAUGCGCUGUAGUUUAUUUUAAAUGAAUCGACAUCAUUUAGAUCACUUGUACAUAUAGUAAUGAUUUGGCAAAGAUUGAUUACCAUCUAAGUAUUAACGAUUUCGGUUUAAACUUGCUGCACGAAAAAAAAAGUAAUACGCACAUUUGAAUGCAUUUUUAGGGAUAGGAAUUAAUCAUUUAAAAUGUAAUGUUCGUCAGAAAAAUAAAUAAACUUCAUUGAAAACGAG
Molecule: messenger RNA, 5398 nt
Organism: Wyeomyia smithii (pitcher-plant mosquito)
Lineage: Eukaryota; Metazoa; Arthropoda; Insecta; Diptera; Culicidae
Gene: Gli
Product: cholinesterase
Exons: 9
Coding region: 1343-4309 (988 amino acids)
Cellular component (GO): septate junction; cell surface; tricellular tight junction
Source: RefSeq, a predicted model, not a curated record